This is a messenger RNA of Perognathus longimembris pacificus (Pacific pocket mouse), 2201 nucleotides long. It is a transcript of the gene Slc37a4, whose product is annotated as solute carrier family 37 member 4. NCBI's taxonomy places the organism in Eukaryota, Metazoa, Chordata, Mammalia, Rodentia, Heteromyidae. Gene Ontology annotation, molecular function: glucose 6-phosphate:phosphate antiporter activity. The coding region runs from base 308 to 1663 and encodes 451 amino acids. The record is from RefSeq and is a predicted model, not a curated record. Gene Ontology annotation, biological process: phosphate ion transmembrane transport; glucose-6-phosphate transport. The transcript has 10 exons. Gene Ontology annotation, cellular component: endoplasmic reticulum membrane.
GCGGGCCGGCCUUCCGCAGCGGGGAAAUGUGGAAGGUGCCCUGAGGAACCGGGAGUGAUCCUGGCUUGUGGUUAACGCCUGUGCCCAGUUGGUAAAUUAAACUGCCCCAGGACACUGGGUUCCCUAGGAGCCGCCUAGGGCUUAAUAAUUGUCCAGAAGGCGGCUAUAAAGGGAGUCUGGGUGGAGGAGGGAGCAGAAAAAACCCCAGCUCAGCAGAUCUGGGGACUGAGAGCCACUAGCAGGAGUAGUCGGAGGUGCUGUGGUCAGAGCUCAGUGUCGUGGCUGGCCCGGCCUGUUCUUUUCCACCAUGGAGACCCAAGGCUACGGCUACUAUCGCACUGUGAUAUUCACAGCCAUGUUUGGGGGCUACAGCCUGUACUACUACAAUCGCAAGACCUUCUCGUUUGUCAUGCCAUCGCUGGUGGAAGAGAUCCCUCUGGACAAGGAUGAUUUGGGGCUCAUCACCAGCAGCCAGUCUGCGGCCUACGCCAUCAGCAAGUUUGUGAGCGGGGUGCUGUCGGAUCGGAUGAGUGCUCGCUGGCUCUUCUCCUCGGGACUGCUCCUGGUUGGCCUGGUCAACAUCGUCUUUUCCUGGAGCUCCACGGUACCUGUCUUCGCUGCUCUCUGGUUCCUUAAUGGCCUGGCACAAGGGCUGGGUUGGCCCCCCUGCGGGAAGAUCCUUCGGAAGUGGUUCGAGCCAUCCCAGUUUGGCACUUGGUGGGCCAUCCUGUCGACCAGCAUGAACCUGGCCGGAGGGCUGGGCCCUAUCCUGGCGACCAUCCUGGCCCAGAGCUAUAGCUGGCGCAGCACGCUGGCCAUGUCGGGGGCGCUGUGUGUGGGGGUCUCCUUCCUCUGCCUGCUGCUCAUCCACAACGAACCUGCUGAUGUUGGACUCCGCAACCUGGACCCCACCCCCUCCAAGGGCAAGAAGGGCCCCUCCAAGGAAGAGAGCACCCUGCAGGAGCUCCUGCUGUCCCCUUACCUGUGGGUGCUCUCCACCGGCUACCUGGUCGUGUUCGGCGUCAAGACCUGCUGCACAGACUGGGGCCAGUUCUUCCUUAUCCAGGAGAAAGGACAGUCUGCCCUCGUGGGUAGCUCCUACAUGAGUGCCCUGGAGGUUGGAGGGCUCAUAGGCAGCAUCGCAGCUGGCUACCUGUCAGACCGAGCCAUGGCAAAGGCAGGGCUGUCUGUGUAUGGAAACCCUCGCCAUGGCCUGCUGUUGCUCAUGAUGGCUGGCAUGACAGCGUCCAUGUACCUCUUCCGGGUGACAGUGAGCAGUGACUCCCCCAAGGAUGUUGCUUUCUGGACUCCAGCUCUCCAUCCUCUUGCUGAGCUCACAGGCUUUACGGAGCACGAGAUCUGGAUCCUGGUGCUGGGGGCUGUGUUUGGUUUCUCCUCCUAUGGCCCCAUUGCCUUGUUUGGAGUCAUAGCCAAUGAGAGUGCCCCUCCCAACCUGUGUGGCACCUCUCACGCCAUUGUGGGACUCAUGGCAAAUGUGGGCGGCUUUCUGGCCGGGCUGCCCUUCAGCACCAUCGCCAAGCAUUACAGCUGGAGCACAGCCUUCUGGGUGGCCGAGGUGAUCUGCGCAGUCAGCACAGCUGCUUUCUUCCUGCUCCGGAACAUCCGAACCAAGAUGGGCCGAGUACCCAAGAAGGCUGAGUGAAGGGAGCUGGCUCUUCUGCGCUGGUCUCCCUAUUCACAGGUUAGGGUGCAGGGAGGGAGCGAGCUGCUCCUGCUAGGAUGGAACCUUCCACUGGAACUGUGCCUUUCCAACUGGAACCUUCGCUUUUCUGUGUGUGCAACGUCUCCCUUGCCCAAGAGGCACUGAAAGUGUAGCAGUGGCUGAUGAGGUCCCGGCUCCCCACCCCCUAUUUAAACAAUAACCUCUGCUCCCAGACGCCACUAGCUCGUGUCGCACCGGCAACUCCUGCAGUCUGAGUCUCCUGUACCCUUCCUCCUCUUCUGGGGGCCUGUCCUGACCCAGUCCUGCCAGCUCCCGCCUGGUAAGGCUGUUUCCGCAGUGGCCGGGCACGAAUGGCCAGUGACUUCUGCUCUGCCUUAAGUCCUCUCCAAAGGGAGCAAAGCUAUUGCCGGCACCUCAGGCGCUGGAGGAAGAAAGCAAGCGGCACCCUGGGGUGACAGGGGAUGUGAAGGGGAGGGGAGGAUGACUUGUUAUAGAAGAUUAAAACUAGAUUUGAUAC